GCAUUUCGCCCCGGCGUGCUAAAUGUUUCUGCCAGCUCGACCUUCCGUAGUUACCCGGGGAACAGCGAGAAGCGCGACUGUGCUGCGAGUCCGGCUUGGCCCGUGUGACGUUACGAAAAUCAACCAAUCAGAUCGUCUCCUCGUCUUAAUUUUUCUAAUUAACAUAUCACGACCGUUGUCAUUCACAACAUUGCUGUUUAUGAGUUUAAUUCAUUCUCCUUUGCUCCCUUUAAAAUAAUACUAUUUGUCUCUGUCUAAUUACUUUGGAUUAACGACUUUAAACCAUUUGUGUCCACACAUGGGAAUAUAUAAGCCUUUAUCUUCAGCUCUUUUUCAAAUUUGGAUGAAUAAGACAAAAACUUUUUAAACUUCAAAACAAUCCUGCGUGCCAGUCCAGAGUAUAUCAACGUUUCCAUUACUUUUUGCCAAACACCAAAAAAAGGAUUUAAAUCACACAUACAUUCCAGUAAGCACAACUUAGUUUUCUUUAUUAACUUUUAAACGAUUAUUUUUACCUUUUCGUUUUGUUUAAACGAUAAACUUUUCUCUCAAGUAAGUCUGGUAUUUGAAAGUUCACUUUGUUGUUUCUGUGGUUGUUUGAGAUUCAAAUAUUUGGGAAGCUGUACACCAUAACCAAUACUUCUUCCACUACGUCACGCCCUCAGGUGUGCAUGGAGUAAGGUAUUUUUGGCAUCAAGUAGCACAAGGAAACCAGAAUUUAGAAUUAUAUGUGGAGGGACGAAAAAUAACUCCCUUCACAACACAAAAAAAAUACUCACUCAAGCUGGACCAUGAGUGAACUGUGAAUAUUUCAAAUAUUUUAUACAUACGUAUACACACAUGUGUAUACGUACGUAUACACACAGGUGUAAAUAUAAGUUUUACAUAGGUGCGUAUAACUUACAUGCAGUUCUUUCGUUCUUUCAGUGAUGGCUUUAAAAUCUAUACCAAACAGAAAACAACCACUUAAGACGAUAAACAAAUCCUAUGGUAAUGACUUGAAGCCGCUUGAUUUCUCCUUUCGAAGUUUGAAGUAUGUCUCGGAUAUCAUCGGCGAUGAUAAACGCGAAGAGUCUUGUCGAAGCCCACAUGAUAUCGAAGAGUUGAUCGAUGAAAUAAAGCAAGCAAAAGCAACUACUAUAGGCGACAUUGACCACGAGGAAGACGAGGAAGAUUUUCCGAACACGGCGAAACCUAUUAAUUGUUUUGCGGACUCUUCUGGGAAAAGACAUCGGAAAUCUCGCAGUAAGUGUCUCCGUUUGAAUAAUAAUUCUUUGGAAACGAUUGUCGGACUUAAACAGAUCGUGUUUUCUCUCUUCCUCCGACCGUUACAACUGUCUUGGUUGGAUUUAUCGUUUAACCUAUUGACUAAUGUACCAGAAGAACUAAACGAAUUUCACUGUUUGCAAAUACUUUACUUGCAUGGCAACUGUUUAGAGAAUUUGAGUGAAGUGGAAAAGUUUCGGCCGAUGACAAACCUCAAGAAGCUCACCCUUCACGGCAAUCCCAUCGAGAAAGUUAAACAUUAUAGAGUUACAGUUCUGACCACUGUACCGACUCUAAUCGAAUUCGAUUUCAGUUCAGUUGUGAAAUCAGAGAGAGAAAAUGCUGAAGUCUGGCUGAAAAAUACCACCUGCACCACGAAACGACGUCGGCCCAGAUAUCACCUACGAGUCUAAAUGACCAUCGGACUAUAUUGACAUUCCCUCUUGAUACACACACAUUAUAUACAUACAUACAUUAUACACACGAACAGAUAAAACACAGUCUGUCCCUCACAUACAUACAUGCUUUAUAUAUAUAUAUAUAUAUAUAUAU
This is a messenger RNA of Octopus sinensis (East Asian common octopus), 1818 nucleotides long. Its product is annotated as leucine-rich repeat-containing protein 51. Gene Ontology annotation, molecular function: protein binding. The record is from RefSeq and is a predicted model, not a curated record. Lineage: Eukaryota; Metazoa; Mollusca; Cephalopoda; Octopoda; Octopodidae. Bases 930 to 1679 code for a protein of 249 amino acids. The transcript has a single exon.